AUGAGUACCUUAGACCAGUCAUUCGUCACAAACAGUUCCUGGAAACCAGACCUCUUCAAGGGUAAGGUUGUCUUCGUCACCGGCGGAGCAGGCACCAUUUGCAGGGUCCAGACCGAGGCAUUGGUGUUAUUGGGGGCCAACGCUGCCAUCUUGGGCCGUAACCCAGAAAAGACCGUCAAGGCCGCCAAAGAAAUCGAGGCGUUGCGUCCAGGCGCCAAGGUCAUUGGCUUGGGCAACGUGGACGUGCGUGACGUCAACUCGUUGGUCAAGGCCGCGGAAGCCACCGUCAAUGAGUUGGGCAGAAUCGACUUCGUGAUUGCGGGUGCUGCAGGAAACUUCUUGAGCGACUUCAACCACUUGUCAUCCAAUGCGUUCAAGUCGGUGAUAUCCAUCGACUUGUUGGGUUCCUACAACACCGUCAAGGCCACCUUCGACCAGUUGCGCAAGAACAAGGGUGCCAUCCUUUUCGUCAGUGCCACCCUCCACUACUACGGGGUUCCUUUCCAAUUGCACGUCGGAGCUGCCAAGGCAGGUGUGGAUGCGUUGUCCAACGCCUUGGCUGUCGAACUCGGUCCCUUGGGCAUCAGAUCCAACUGUAUUGCUCCUGGUAUGAUUGGCGGCACCGAGGGCUUCUCCAGAUUGGCUCCCCCAGGUGGAGUGCCAUUGGAAAACAAGAUUCCUUUGCAAAGAUUGGGUAGCACCAGAGACAUUGCUGAGGCUACCGUGUACUUAUUCUCACCCGCUGCUUCUUACGUUUCGGGAGAAAUCCACGUCGUGGACGGUGCUGCUUGGCACAUCGGCGGUUUUAUGGGCGACUUGUACCCUAGUAUCAUCAAGGACCUGAACGCCGACCCCAACUCCAAGUUGUGA
Messenger RNA from Suhomyces tanzawaensis NRRL Y-17324, 870 nucleotides. RefSeq names its product Sps20p (gene SPS20). The coding region runs from base 1 to 870 and encodes 289 amino acids. NCBI's taxonomy places the organism in Eukaryota, Fungi, Ascomycota, Pichiomycetes, Serinales, Debaryomycetaceae. Gene Ontology annotation, biological process: fatty acid catabolic process. The record is from RefSeq and is a predicted model, not a curated record. Gene Ontology annotation, molecular function: 2,4-dienoyl-CoA reductase (NADPH) activity. The transcript has a single exon.